AAAAAAUAAAAUGCUUCCUUGUUAAGCUUAACAUUUUCUGUGAUUCACUCGACAACAAACUCCGCGGCCGCCUCUCGUACACAAGUGAGUCCCAUCUAAGGUCUCACACUGACUCACAUCGUAGCGCCUCGCCUCGGCUUCUUCUUCGCCCCUCUGCCACCUGAAGCUCAACUCCUCCCUUGGCAGAAUGGCUUUGGUUGUAAUUUGUGGGCAACCCUGCAGUGGAAAAUCCACUGCUGCUCUUUCUCUCUCCGAGGCUAUCAAACAAUCAGAAUCAGAUUCCAAUCUUACGGUAAAGAUAAUCUCCGAGACUUCCUUUCAUCUCGAUCGAAAUCAAAGCUAUGCAAAUAUGCCUAGUGAGAAGAAUUUGAGGGGAGUUCUUAGGUCUGAAGUAGACAGGUCUUUGACCAAAGACAAUAUUGUUAUAGUUGAUUCAUUGAAUAGUAUUAAGGGUUAUAGGUAUGAGCUUUGGUGCUUGGCCAGAGCGGCUGGGAUUAGAUAUUGUGUUCUGUUCUGUGAUGUUGAAAAAACCCAUUGUAGAAAAUGGAAUGAAGAACGCAGGGAAAAGGGUCGACCUUCUUAUGAUGAUAAGAUAUUUGAUGAUUUGUCUUCUAGGUUCGAAACACCUGAUAGAAGGAACCGUUGGGACUCUCCGUUGUUUGAGCUUUGUCCUCACAAAGAUGGGAUUGACAAGUCUUCAACUGCCAUAAUUGAGGCUGUUUUGUACUUGACCAAGAAGGUUGAUUCCAAAACAAGGGAUGUUAAGGUUCUGCAGCCCACGAUUGCUACUCAGACUGGGAAGUUUUCGGAGGCCAAUUCUCUCUAUGAGUUGGAUAGAGCAACGCAGGAGGUGACCAAUGCUUUGGUGGAGGCUCAGUCUCAGGCUCUUGGAGGGCCUUUAAAUGGGGUUUCUCUUGGUCAAGGUUUGCCAACUGUCAACAUAUCAAGGUCUGUUGGUUUGCCCGAGCUUCGCAGGCUCCGGCGAACUUUUAUCAAGUUGACGGGGCAAACGAGUUUAAGCGGGCCGCCGCCACCUUCUGACGCCGACAGUGCCAAAAGAAUGUUUGUGGAUUACUUGAACAGGGAAUUAGGAAGCAAUUGAAGGGAGCAAAAGAAAUGCAAGCUGAAGAAUGAUGAAGUGCUGUACCUUUAAAGUUAGCUUAUUUCUUGAUCUUCCCUUGUAGCUAGUUUGAGAGUAUAAUAGGAAUAUUGUAUUUUUACUAAUCUCUCAUUCUGGUUUGGUCAGUAUUUAUACGAGUGAUGCCUUUGUAAGAGGCCAAAGGGCACCACAAGGUAGUAGUAACCAUAGCCAUACAGCUUUGAAAAUGCUAAUGCCCUUUGUCUUCUCAAUUUUGCUGUUUUAAAUUUUCAAAACUGAAUUUCUUGAA
Messenger RNA from Humulus lupulus (European hop), 1388 nucleotides. Its product is annotated as protein KTI12 homolog. Lineage: Eukaryota; Viridiplantae; Streptophyta; Magnoliopsida; Rosales; Cannabaceae. The transcript has a single exon. The record is from RefSeq and is a predicted model, not a curated record. Bases 188 to 1102 code for a protein of 304 amino acids.